Messenger RNA from Thalassophryne amazonica, 1519 nucleotides. RefSeq names its product myeloid-associated differentiation marker homolog. The record is from RefSeq and is a predicted model, not a curated record. Gene Ontology annotation, cellular component: membrane. The transcript has 2 exons. The coding region runs from base 158 to 1012 and encodes 284 amino acids. Lineage: Eukaryota; Metazoa; Chordata; Actinopteri; Batrachoidiformes; Batrachoididae.
UAGGCAACACGUAGAGGAUGAGGGGUAGAGAAGGGAUGUGAUUAUCAAAACUCAAAAGGGUGGAUGCAACAGUAAAAACAAACUAAUCCGUCGGAGGUGAGAAACGACUGCUUUUUUUUACCCCCAGAAGUGCUACCAAAUUAACCAGAGGAGAACAAUGGUUACGUUGGACUUCAGCAUACUGACGGUGCCGGUGGGCAUUGUGCGGCUACUGGAGGUGGUCUUCACCUGCGUCUCCUUCAGCCUGGUGGCAUCAGCAGGCCACUUGGUGCAGUCCUUCUGGACGUGGUGCAUGUUCACUUGGUGCUUCUGCUUCUGCGUCACCCUCCUCAUAAUCUUCCUGGAAUUCACAAGUCUCCACACAAAGCUGCCGAUCUCCUGGGAUGACUUCACCAGCGCUUUUUCGAUGUUGGCGACGCUGAUGGUGCUUGCAGCUUCCGUCAUCUAUCCCACCUACUACACCUGUUCCAGCUGUGCCAAACAGAUCGGUGCCACUGUUACUUCAUGUCUGGCUUUCAUCCUGUAUGCCAUUGAGGUGGGGCUGUCCCGGGCCAAACCUGGUGAAGUCAGCGGUUUCCUAUCCACUGUUCCAGGUCUCCUCAAGGUUCUGGAGGCCUUUAUAGCCUGCAUCAUCUUCAUAUGCCUGGAACAUUCCAUGUACUCCAAGUACCCAGGGUUAGUGUGGUGUGUUGCCGUCUACUCCAUUUGCUUCAUUUUUGCGCUGUUUGUCAUAAUAUUUACAGUUUGCCGCCUCCUGUCUCUCUUCCCCGCACCAUUCGACAAAGUUCUAACAGGCUGCAAUGUGCUGGCUGUCUUGAUGUACAUGACAGCUGUGGUCAUCUGGCCACUGUAUAGCUUCAAGAACAAUUCCAGGCCCAGCACCUGUAAGGUUGGUUCCUGUCCGUGGGAUAACUUAGUGGUUAUCACUUUUAUGACCUGUUUCAACCUUAUAGCGUACGUGGUUGACACAGUUUAUUCUGUAAGGCUCGUGUUCUUCAUCAGCAGAACGUAGAGUUACGUUAUUCAGUUCUCAAAGCCUGAAUAUAAGCAGGAGGAAUCAUUGUGAUUCUGGAGGACAUAUUUUGUAUUGGUAAUAAUUUUACAGUUACAUUUUCAUCUCGUGUACUUGUGUGUGGGUUUUUUUUUGUUUGGUUUUUUUUUGUAGAGUUUUAAAUGGAUCAGAUAAUGUAAACUUUUGCAUUUGAUGGAACAAGCACCAAAUCUGGCAUGGUGAUUCUCAUAAUAUGACUUAGCAUGUCUGGUCGAUUUUCCAUCUGAAAAUUCAAGAUGGCGGCCAUUUUCCAAGAUGGCCACCAAAGUGACCCAUCAAAACUCAUUCUUUGCUCCUGUUUGAUUGAUAAAAAUGAUACUGAUGUCAAAUUCCAUUUUGUUAUCGCUCAUCUUCAACCGCUUAGUCCAAUUAAGGGUCGCGGGGGGCUGGAGCCUAUCCCAGCAUUCAUUGAGUGUGAGGCACGGUACACCUUGGACAGGACGCCAGUCUGUCACAGGGCCACAUAUA